UGUCAUUCGCCCCACACUCCGGUUUAUAACGUUCUAAUUGUUCUUUCUUAAUUCUUAGUCAUUUUCUAGCCGAUCGGCAGAAUGGACUCGUAUGAUAAUACGGUUCAAGAUACGUCGAAUUUUGGCGUUACUAAUGACUCUUACAACGCAUACGAUACGUCGCAUCAGGACAAUUACCAGUCCCAACAACACUCUGAAGCGACUCAUGAUCAUUAUUCUUUUGCGAAGGAAAGUGAUAACCCGAAAAUUCCAGAACCAAAAAGCGUUGAGUUCAACCUACCGUCUUCAUUGGACGAAACUUCGGAUUUGAUAGACAUACAAAAAGAUGAUGUCCUUUCGGAAUCUCAAGAAUCAACUUCUCAGCUUGAAUUAGGAAACUACGAAAAUUCCAUCAUAGAUCAUUUUGAUUCAGUAUUUAUUAACUUGGAGAAGGAUACUAAAUCAAGAAAUGAAGUUCAAAAUACCACUAGAAAUGAGACUGGCAUGAGCAAUCAAAAUAAUACUCCAGAAAAGGAUGAUUACAGAUGCUGCAGUUGCAACGGAGGACCAUUAGUGUGUUUAGCCUUCUUUUGUGAUUGUUUUGGUGGACUUUAAAGUUCAAAUGGUCCAAAAAGCACAUAAAAUUGAACAAUCAGUAUUAGUUUAGUACAAAAUCAGCUUUUUAAAUUAUUACAAUUAUUAAAUGACGAUGUGAGAUAUUUCACUUUCUUAAACGUUCAAAAAUAAUAACUUCAAAGCGCAUGUUUGAAAAAAGUUAAAAUAGAUUUUUUAUACAUUUAUAUAUGAAAAAUGACUGAAAAACAUGACAAUAGUAUCACUGUAAAAUAAUUUUUUAAAAAUCAAAUGUUUUUAUAAACCUUUUUAACUACAUUCCAUAGAAAUUACUUGUAUAUUCAAUACUGAAUUCAUAAGUGCUGAUGUUCUCUGCAGUGAUUAUACUUUGAAGACUUACAAAAUGAUAAUACAUGUGAUACCUGAAUUGAUUACAAUACUUUGAAUGUUCUAAAAUGAAAACACAUGUGCAGUUCAUAAUGUGUCAUAAUUGUAGAUUAAUUCGAUAUGAAUAGAAUAGUACUAAGUUGCUUAAUUGUUGUUCAUUAUUAGAGAAAUUAUAAUAAUUUGUUAACCAAUUGUUUAAACGUUUUAAUAAAUUUUUAA
Phymastichus coffea is the source of this 1158-nucleotide messenger RNA. RefSeq lists its product as uncharacterized. The record is from RefSeq and is a predicted model, not a curated record. The transcript has 3 exons. Bases 82 to 594 code for a protein of 170 amino acids. NCBI's taxonomy places the organism in Eukaryota, Metazoa, Arthropoda, Insecta, Hymenoptera, Eulophidae.